AUGAAAAAAAAGAAAAAUGUAUCACAAAUAACGACAAUAACAACAACAACAGCAGCAAUAACAACAGAAGAAACAACAGCAACAGCAACAACAACAGAAGAAUUAUUAUUUACUUCUAUGUCAAAUAAUAGUUAUCUCAAAUGGCGCCAAAAUGUUUCUAUUCUUGCCACACAUGGUCCUGGAGACGACUUAAAUGAAGGUAGAGAUACUCAAGGAAUCUAUAUUGAUGAUGAUAACCAGACAAUUUAUUAUACUCGACAUAAUAGUGAUCGAGUUGUUGCACUGAAAUUCGGUGAAAAAAGUGUUGAAAUUGCUGCUGGUGGAAAUGGACCAGGGGAUGAUUUAAAUCAAUUAAACAAUCCAUCAGAUGUAACUGUUGAUAAAAAAAAAGAUUUACUUAUUAUUUGUGAUAAAGGAAACGAACGCGUAGUACAAUGGUCUCGUCAAAAUCAAACAAGUCCAGAAAUAAUUAUUUCCAAAAUUGAAUGUAACGGUGUAACAAUCGAUAAUAAUGGAGAUAUUUAUGUUUCAGAAGGAAAAACACAUAGUGUUAUACGAUUAAAACAAGGAGAAACAAAGGUAACAACUGUAGCUGGUGGAAAAGGAUCUGGAUAUAAGCCAAAUCAACUAAAUAAUCCUGCUUAUAUUUUUGUUGACGACCAGUAUUCGAUUUAUGUAUGUGAUUUUAAAUAUGGUCGUGUAACAAAAUGGAUAAAGAAUGCACAGGAAGGAAUUAUUGUUACUGAGGAACAAAAUCCAGAUGAUAAUAUAUUAUGGUGGGAUUUUCCGUCUGGAAUGGCUAUCGAUCAUUUUGGUAAUGUAUAUGUGUCAGAAAUUAACCAAAAUCGAAUAGUGCGCUGGUCGGAAAACUCUAAAGAAUGUUACGUUGUUAUGAAUGGAUACGAUCAACAACCACAUUUAUUCGGUGGAGUCGCAGCUAUAUCAUUAGAUCGAGAAGGGAAUCUAUAUGUCGCUGAUAAUUUCCAUCAUCGAAUAGUGAAGUUUGAUGUUGAUGUUAAUUGA
This is a messenger RNA of Adineta steineri, 1023 nucleotides long. NCBI's taxonomy places the organism in Eukaryota, Metazoa, Rotifera, Eurotatoria, Adinetida, Adinetidae. The record is from the annotation of a GenBank genome assembly.